Molecule: messenger RNA, 1505 nt
Organism: Phymastichus coffea
Lineage: Eukaryota; Metazoa; Arthropoda; Insecta; Hymenoptera; Eulophidae
Product: pentatricopeptide repeat-containing protein 2, mitochondrial-like
Exons: 5
Coding region: 99-1355 (418 amino acids)
Biological process (GO): regulation of mRNA processing; mitochondrion organization; multicellular organism development
Cellular component (GO): mitochondrion
Molecular function (GO): RNA binding; protein binding
Source: RefSeq, a predicted model, not a curated record
CGCUUCUUUCCUUUCUUAUCCCCAUGCAUUGACAGUGCAUAAGAAAUAUAAAAGUGUUACUUUAUCAAAUUUAAUUUGUUAAUUCGAAUUUUUUUAAAAUGGCAAUUUGUGUGAAAAAUAUUGCCAAGACCAGUUUUAACUUGUUGAGCAAAAAUGUCUUCAAACAGUUUGCUGUUGUCGCAACAAGACAAUUAUAUGCUCCACACACAAUGGGAAUGAAUGGUUACUUAAAUGCAAGAGACUACGUGAAGUCUCAAUUUUUAAAUGUGGAGAAUUUAUUUUUUGAUAAAAUGAAGGACUUUGUUGAAAAAAAAGAUGAAUCAAUGAUUUUCACAGAAGAUUUGAAGACUAUGUUGCACCUUGUUGAGAAAAAGCCAGAGCAAUUAAAUUUGUUAUUAAAAAUGAUGAAAAAUUAUAAUUCCCAAAAUAACUUGAGGUUUGGUAGUUUUGUAUUUGGUACAGUAGCAAUGAGAGCAUUUUAUCAUCUCAAUGAGCCAGAAUUAGCACUCCAAGCUUUUAAAGAUCCAGAAUUGACCAAUUUCUUUGAUCAAGUAAUGUCUUAUCAAUUACUUCUUGAUAUGCUGUAUAAUCAUGGUAAAUAUGCAGAAUGUAGAGAAGUUUACAAUAUGAUUAAGUCUAGAACAACUCACGGUAUUGUACAUCCUAAAAAUCCAUUUAUUAUUGUAAUUGGUGCCUGUUAUCAAGAGAAUACAGAAGAAAGUUUUAAAUAUGCAUUAGAUUUAUUUAAAGAAACUCAAACAAGAGAUUUUACUACUCCUCGAAGAGCUCUCACAUUUAUGGGAGCUUUAGCUUUAAAACAGAAUAAUCCUACUAUUGCUCUUGAGACUGCAUCAUUAGCUAGGAAUGCAAGAUAUAUUGAUAUUAGAUGUAUUAAAAUUGAAGCUUAUAUAAAAUUGAAACGUAUUGAUGAAAUAAUAGUCUAUUUCCGGUCCUCACUCCAGCAAGAUUUGGCUAACAGGCGUAAACAACUUUAUUUCAAAGACACAAUAAAAAAAGUUGAGCAACUUGUCAAAGAUGAAAAUCUUGACGACAAUUCUGAUCUUGUGAAAUCAUUGGAACAGAUUAAAAUACAUGAUUAUGUACAACAAACAACAUUAGAUGAACAUAUAUCCACUACUAUUGAUUAUGCUAUUGCAAGAGGGGAUGAUAAGCCAUGGGCACGUAGAAAUUUAUUCCAGCAAAAUAAUCAACACAGGGAUAAUGAAUAUGAUAACCAGAGUAGGAUUCAUUCCAAUAGGUAUCCUAAUAGAUCAGGGGAAGAGAAUAUCAGUUAUGACAGAAACAGAAAUUAUAAUAAGUCGAACUCUAGGCCAAGCUUAAAAGAUGUGGCAUAAACACUUCAAAUUCAAGAAACAUUAUCUAAUUAUUAUGUGAUUAUUUGCUCUUUUAUAUAUGCAAAUGUAUUAGUAAAAAGCUGUAGGGACAUAAGACAUUAGAAAUCAAUGACUUCAUUUAUUAAACUUUAUUUCUGUACAACAGUUUUU